CCCGGGCAGUGAGUGUGGAUGGCUUGGCAGGUGAGCCUGCCCGAGCUGGAGGACCGGCUUCAGUGUCCCAUCUGCCUGGAGGUCUUCAAAGAGCCCCUGAUGCUGCGGUGCGGCCACUCCUACUGCAAGGGCUGCCUGGUCUCCCUGUCUUGCCACCUGGACGCGGAGCUGCGCUGCCCCGUGUGCCGGCAGGCGGUGGACGGCAGCAGCUCCCCGCCGCCCAACGUCUCCCUGGCUCGGGUGAUCGAAGCCCUGAGGCUCCCUGGGGACCCGGAGCCCACGGUCUGCGUGCACCACCGGAACCCGCUCAGCCUCUUCUGCGAGAAGGACCAGGAGCUCAUCUGUGGCCUCUGCGGUUUGCUGGGCUCCCACCAGCACCACCCGGUCACGCCCGUCUCCACCGUCUACAGCCGCAGGAAGGAGGAGCUCGCAGCCCUCAUCUCUGAGCUGAAGCAGGAGCAGAAGAAGGUGGAUGAGCUCAUCGCCAAACUGGUGAACAACCGGACCCGAAUUGUUAAUGAGUCGGAUGUCUUCAGCUGGGUGAUCCGCCGUGAGUUCCAGGAGCUGCACCACUUGGUGGACGAGGAGAAGGCCCGCUGCCUGGAGGGGAUAGGGGGUCACACCCGUGGCCUGGUGGCCUCCCUGGACAUGCAGCUGGAGCAGGCCCAGGGAACCCGGGAGCGGCUGGCCCAAGCCGAGUGUGUGCUGGAAGAGUUCGGCAAUGAGGGCCACCACGAGUUCAUCCGGAAGUUCCACUCCAUGGCCUCCAGAGCAGAGCUGCCGCAGGCCCGGACCUUGGAAGGCGCAUUCAGCCCCAUCUCCUUCAAGCCAGGCCUCCACCAGGCUGACAUCAAGCUGACUGUGUGGAAAAGGCUCUUCCAGAAAGUUCUGCCAGCCCCAGAGUCUCUCAAGCUGGACCCUGCCACUGCCCACCCACUCCUGGAGCUCUCCAAGGGCAACACGGUGGUGCAGUGUGGGCUCCUGGCCCAGCGGCGCGCCAGCCAGCCUGAGCGCUUCGACUACAGCACCUGCGUCCUGGCCAGCCGCGGCUUCUCCUGCGGCCGCCACUACUGGGAGGUGGUGGUGGGCAGCAAGAGCGACUGGCGCCUGGGGGUCAUCAAGGGCACAGCCAGCCGGAAGGGCAAGCUGAACAGGUCCCCCGAGCACGGUGUGUGGCUGAUCGGCCUGAAGGAGGGCCGGGUGUACGAAGCCUUUGCCUGCCCCCGGGUGCCCCUGCCUGUGGCCGGCCACCCCCACCGCAUUGGGCUCUACCUGCACUACGAGCAGGGCGAGCUCACCUUCUUCGACGCUGACCGCCCCGAUGACCUGCGGCCGCUCUACACCUUCCAGGCCGACUUCCAGGGCAAGCUCUACCCCAUCCUGGACACCUGCUGGCACGAGAGGGGCAGCAACUCGCUGCCCAUGGUGCUGUCCCCGCCCAGUGGGCCUGGCCACCUCAGCCCUGAGCAGCCCACCAAGCUGUAGGGCCACCCAGGGUCCUGCCGGCCCACAGGCCCACCCCACAGGGCACCAGGGACUCACGGGCUUCUG
This is a messenger RNA of Piliocolobus tephrosceles (Ugandan red Colobus), 1551 nucleotides long. It is a transcript of the gene TRIM50, whose product is annotated as tripartite motif containing 50. Gene Ontology annotation, molecular function: zinc ion binding; protein binding. Lineage: Eukaryota; Metazoa; Chordata; Mammalia; Primates; Cercopithecidae. The record is from RefSeq and is a predicted model, not a curated record. The transcript has 6 exons. Bases 19 to 1485 code for a protein of 488 amino acids.